AUGCCGGACAGGGCAGGAUCCCUUGUCGACGUGCCAAGGGACAUCCCCACGAUAUCGUAUGAUUUUUGUUUUACGGGGUUCGAUGAAGAGGGCAAGCUUGAGGAUUGUCCAGCCCAGGAUGCCGAGAGCCGCCGCGCGCUCAAGUGCAUGAUCAUUCAUGACACGGCCACCGGCUCUGUGGCCGCCGUCCCCUGCGAGUCAAAAGGAGACAACAAGUACCUCGGCCUGGAACUCAUGCGCUUUAUCCAGUCCCUCGGCCACACCACCUGCGAGCUCCGAUGCGAUGCUGAACAGGCCACGCUGUCACUUCAGACAGCAGUUGUUCGAGCUCGAUUGCGGCUGGGAAUGCGCACGAUUGUUCGCAACCCAGCAAUCAGUGCCCACUCCAGUUCCGGCUAUGUGGAGAAAGCAGUGGACUGUGUUCGAAAGCUAGCAAAUACUCUGCUGGACAUGGUGCGCGAGAAGACAAAGCUUACGAUUGGGACAGACAGUCCCUUGUUCUCUUGGGCGUUCAUCCACGCGGCAUUCCUGCUGAACCGCUAUCGGGUCACCGGGAACCUCACGUCCUACGAAAGGUCCUGCGGCGCCCGUUAUUCGGGCAGGAUAGCGCCGUUUGGGGAACCCGUCUACGCUCAAGUCACCCCGAAACAAAAGGGGAAUGCACGCUGGCUGCUCUGUGUGUUUCUUUCGAAAAGCGUGGUGAACGAUAUGUUCAUAGUGGGCGGUCGUGACGGAGUGCGCCUGGCCCGCUCCAUCAGGCGGACUGGGCAGCCAUGGGCUCUGGAACAGAAGCUCUACAACGAGCUGGUGGGGAAGCCAUGGAAUUAUGGAAGUGGUGUCAUAGGCAUUGGACCUAUGUCCGACGAGCACCAAGAUGGACUUCAUGAACCACAAGCCUUAGUAGCUCCAGAUCUUCUUCUACCUGCAGCGCCACAUGUGCCAGUGUCGGCGCCUCCGCCUCCUGGAGUUGCUCAAGCAGUGCCAAGUGGAGCCGUGCCCAGCGCUCACGAGCCAGUGGAGCCCAAUCCGGCGAUGCGGCCGGUACCACCAGCUACACCUGAGGCCCUGUUGCCUCCGCUUGGACUUUUGUCGCCGCCUCCGACGGCGAGUGAGCCCCACAGCAUGGAUGUCAGUGCGGGCCGUGAGCCCAGAGCUCAUGAGGAGCCUCCGCGGGCAACUAAGAAGUUGCGACUUCGAGCUGUUCAGUUUGGUGACCAGUCGUAUGAGGUGAACGACGACCUCGAGCUUGACGUCGACAGCCAGGACUAUUGGGAUGCAGAAGCAGACCUGUGGGCCGCUACCGAGCAUGGCGACCCAGCAGAUGAUGACUGGGCAGGGCAUGAGCCACAACUUGGAGCCGAAGAACUGGCAGCCUUGGAUAUGAUAGCCGACAGCGUGGAGCUGUCCCGCCUUUGCCAGAAGGGCGUGAUUCGCCCUGCCUCCGAUGCCGACAACAUCUGGGACAUGAAGUCACUUUCUACGAAGUUCGUGCGGACUUGGAGGCUGAAAAAGGUCAACGGCACGCCUCGAUACUUGAGGCGCAGCCGCCUCUGCGCGAGAGAGUUUCGGUGGUUAGAUGGUAGCAGAGAGGGACUCUUUUCUCCGGCUACUAGCAGUGAUAUUAUCCGACUACUCCCCGUUCUCUUUCUUCACCACAAGCUUGCAGACCCCAGCACAGAGUACUGUCUCCUCAGCAUGGAUAUAAAGGAUGCUUACCUUCAAGUUGAUCAACCAGUUCCUGUGGCAUCAAAGAUCCAGCUUGGGCCCGGGCAGUUCGGCACUUACAUCUUUGAAAAAAUGAUACCAGGCCAACGUGAUGGCAGCCAGCAAUGGUUUCUGCAUUUCAUUCGGUUUCUGUCUGAACACUUUACCAUUGCGCAGUGUGAUGUUUGCCCGGCAGUCAUCAAGACUCCACAAGGCCCCGGUAUGGUUCACGUUGAUGACAGCCUAAUGCUCCUCCCUUUGCAGUGGGCCCUCAAAGAGUUUUUGCCUGUGGUGAAGUCCAAGUUUGAGGUGACAUUUGAUGUUGCAAGCAAGCCCGGCGACGAGUUUUCGUUCCUCAAGCGCCAGCAUGUCAUCAUGGAGGACAUGAUUGUCAUCAGACCACCACCUCAGUACAUUGAGCACAUGGCAGAGGUUUUGGGGGUGAAACCAAACCCCCGACAACGCACUCCUUGCAUCCAGCAGCUUCGUGAUAAGGAUGAGUCAGCUUUGUUGAGUGCAGCAGACGCUUCAAAGUUUCGAGCAGGAGUCGGCAUCGCACUCUACAUCAGCUGUGACAGACCCGACAUUGGGUACACCAUCCGCUGCCUUGCCUCCAGCAUGGCGUCCCCUACGAUGCAGGCCAUGAGUGGACUUCGCAAGUUGACACAGUACUUGAUGAACACCGCUGGUUAUGCCAUCGCAAUCCAAGCAAAACCUCCUGGCACCACGAAGCUUAGUGGGUUUCCCGAGCCAGGUGCGGAGUUCGUCCUCGAGGCUUAUUCUGAUGCUGACUGGUCUGGCUCUAAGAAGGAUCGACGCAGCUAUGGUGGAGCCAGCUACUGCCUCAACGGUACGUAUAUCCAUUAUAUUUGCCGUGCUCAGAAGUCAGUGAGUCUUUCGUCGAUGGAAGCUGAGUACUAUGCAGCUGUUGGCACGGUGUCCCAAGGUCUCUUCAUGCAAGCCGUCAUUGAGUUUAUGGCCGAGACGAAGUGCAGCCUAGUGGUUUAUCUUGACAACAUGUCUGCCAAGAGUUUCGCUUUGCGGCAAGGGGUGAGCAAGGCUGCAAAGCACAUCGAGGGCCGUCUUCUUUGGUUGCAAAAUGUGGUGCAGCAGCAGCGUCUUUCGUUGAAGUUUGUGCCAACUCACAAGAACUUGGGCGAUUUGCAUACCAAACCGCUCGCCCCGGCCAGGCUACUUGCUCUACUUUAUCUUCAUGACAUGGUCGAUGGAUGCGACAGGCCGGUGGGGCAGAUCGAGUUUGAGAAUGUUCAAGCAGCACAUGCGGUGAAGCUGCAAGUGAAGCGUGCGCGCGGAUAUUACCGCGGUGCGUCUUCCGACGCCCUCUGCAAGCGCCUCGCCCUGGUGUCCAUGAUGUUGAGCAUGCCCGAGGGAGCCGAAGCAUGCCAAG
Molecule: messenger RNA, 3112 nt
Organism: Symbiodinium necroappetens
Lineage: Eukaryota; Dinophyceae; Suessiales; Symbiodiniaceae
Source: the annotation of a GenBank genome assembly